AUGAUUGUGAAGUGGAAGUCGUCUGGAACCAGCAGCUCUCGUGCUAGAGUGGCCGAACUCAGUAACCAGGCUCGGCUAGGGGGCCUCGGGCUAGGAGGUGACCAAGAACCCAGUGUCCCUCUAACAGAGCCUCAGAAGUCCUCUGCAGAGACGGAGAACCUGCUGGAAGGACGGAAGAUUGUUCAAGGCGGCCUGAAGCACCACCCCGGGGUUCAGAUCACAAACUGCUGUCACGGAGAUAUUUGCUCACGUCAUCUGUGUCAUGGACUGCGCAGCCAUAAAAGAGGCUUGUCUGAGAAGCCUCGUCAGAGUUCAGCGUCUCCCAGGGUCGUCCAGAAAGCCUCCAGAAGCUUCUCCAUUAGCCGACCGGUCUCCUCCAACAUGCUCCUCGUCCUGGUCUACCUGGCUGCGCUCAGCCAGCUGGCAGACUCUCAAGUAAUAGAUGUCACAGCAUGUCCCAUGUACUAUUUUGGACAAAUUUACAAGACGUUCUAUGUGAGUAAGACAAAGCUGGAAAACGACUGCGUGCUGGUGAAGCACCCGACAGUGAAUACAGCUGUCAAAGACUUGCAAAGUACAAGUAAGCCUCUUGGCUCAAACUACCAUGUGGGUCUGCCACAGCUCCAAGGCACCUCGUCAUGCUACAGUGGUGUGGAUUUCUUUGAGAGUUCUACUUCAAAGCUCAUCGUGGCGUUCCGCCAGUUUCAGACGCAAUCAGCCCAGUUUAUAUACGUAAGGGAUUCAUCGCAAGUGGAGGUAACUCAGCUGCUGGGUGGUGUUAAGGUGGAUGUCUGGACUGCCCGUGGAGUAACCUACACAGACAUUAGUGCAUGCAGGCACUCAGGUGUUGUACUGAAACCAAACCAGGAGGGGUGUGGUUCAGACAGAACCUUCGCAAAGUGCAGUUCAAUCGCAGUCCUCACACUCACACCAUUUAGGUGCAAUGAGCCGGACGCCACCUGCACUGUGACCGCCUCCAGUGCCAUCGAUUUCAGCGGCAGCGUCGACCACGUCCCAGGUCGCUGUGCUUACUCUCUGCUGUCACAUCUGGACGUCCAGCUGCUGGCCGUCUUCCAGGACCGCCGCCGGAAAGAUGUUAGUUUUUUGGACCAUGUCAUCCUGAAAAAGACGGGCGUUAGCAUUCACCUGGGACAAAGUGGGAGAGUUCAGCUCAACAACGCGCUGCUGAGACUGGACAGCUCGCCUCUGCUGCUUCACGGCGUGGCUCUCUCUAAGGACCAAACUGGAGUCACCGCCUUUAUCCCAUUCCCCGGCUUCAACAUGUCCGUCUUCUUUGAUGGCAACACGGCACAGAUCCACAUGACAGGUUCACUCUUCAGCUACGGCCUGUGUCAUAACUCCAGCAGUCUUCUGAGUGAUGUGAAGUCGUCUGAAUUCAGCUCCCCCAGCUGUGAGAUGCAAUACCCUGAACCUGCUGACAGAACCAUCAACUGCACCAUGAUGACUGAACGCUGUAAUCUCCUGAGGGAGGCGCCCUUCACCACCUGCCACAACCACACCGACCCAGAGCCCUUCAUAGCCGCCUGCACCAACACUCUGUGCAGCUAUCCGGCAGUGGACGGUCUCAGUCAGUGCCAGUUCCUGGAGGCCUACGCCAGAGCCUGCAGCCUGCAGACCAACACCACACUCCACGGCUGGAGGUCGACGACCGGCUGCUCCUCCUCCCAGGUCGUCUGUCAGGACACCGUCUGUAGCGCCCACGAGUUCUGCGCUCAGGACAUCAGCGGGGGAACCAGCUGCUUCUGUCGGGCAACGUUUGCCUCCAAAUACAGAUCAACAAACACUUUGGGUGAGCCGACGGUCUGCGGCCAGAACUCCGCUUCAGUCUCCCUGGUCGGUUGUCUCCUGGAGGAAGACGGCAUUGAUUACUCUAUGCUACACCUCAACGACCAGAGCUGCAAAGGUCAGAUGGACAACCUGACUCACAUGGUGACCUUCAACUUCGACAGCAGCAACACCUGUGGGACGGUGGUCAUGGCCAACGGCAGCCAGAUUAUUUACAAGAACACCAUCAUGACACAGAACAGCUCCGCAUCUGACAUCAUCACUCGCCAGGACGAAGUCAAAAUCGACUUCUCCUGCUUCUACACGCAGCCGGACAUCAAGAGCAUGGCCUUCAGAAUCAAAGACAGCUCUGUGAUCGAGCAGAUCGUAUCUGGAGCUUGGAAUUACACUCUGACCAUGAAGGCCUACAGCGACGCCGACCGCACGCAGGCCAUCGAUCCGAGCACAGAAAUCCUGCUGCAGCAGGCAGUCUGGGUGGAGCUGAAGACCGAGGGGCUGGAUGACAAACUGGUGGCCUUGGUGACCGACUCCUGCUGGGCAACCAACCAGCCGUCGCCGAGUGAGAGCCUGAGAUACGACCUGAUCGUUAAAGGCUGUCCGAACCCCGCCGACAAGACGGUGAAGGUGGGGGCCAACGGACUGGGAACAUCCAACUACUUCUCCUUCAACAUGUUCCAGUUCUCUGGGAAGACCGGUGACGUCUACCUGCACUGCAAACUGAACCUGUGUGUGAGGAAGAACAACACCUGUGCCCCGAGCUGUGGUAGACCUGGCAGACGACGCAGAUCUGCUCGGUAUGAAGACGGAAGCUCCGCCUUCAUCACCAUGGCCUGGAAAAAUUAG
This is a messenger RNA of Toxotes jaculatrix (banded archerfish), 2649 nucleotides long. RefSeq lists its product as uncharacterized. Bases 1 to 2649 code for a protein of 882 amino acids. Lineage: Eukaryota; Metazoa; Chordata; Actinopteri; Toxotidae. The transcript is spliced from 19 exons. The record is from RefSeq and is a predicted model, not a curated record.